Paracoccidioides brasiliensis Pb18 is the source of this 1923-nucleotide messenger RNA. RefSeq lists its product as uncharacterized. Gene Ontology annotation, molecular function: alpha-L-arabinofuranosidase activity. The record is from RefSeq and is a predicted model, not a curated record. The transcript is spliced from 9 exons. Gene Ontology annotation, biological process: L-arabinose metabolic process. Bases 1 to 1923 code for a protein of 640 amino acids.
AUGGUUGUCGAUCUCAGGAAGCUCUUUGAUCUUGCCAUUUUAUUCCUGUUCGAAAUUUUUCUCGUUGCCAAUGCCGAAACGGUGGAGCUUCGGGUGUCAACUUCUGGAGGAAACGAAUCCAGUCCGAUCCUGUAUGGGUUUAUGUUUGAAGAUAUAAAUCACUCUGGAGAUGGUGGAAUACAUUCCCAGCUGCUCCGGAACAAUGGGUUUCAAGGAGAAUCUACUGAUCUCACAGCGUAUAAUUCGGUGGGUAAUGUGACCUUGGGUGUUGACCUUAGAAACCCUCUCUCUGCUGAAAUUCCGCGCAGCCUCAAAAUCUCCGUUCCAGAAGGCGCCUCUGGUGAGGUGGGCUUCUCAAAUGAGGGAUACUGGGGGAUCCCAGUCAAUUCCGAAACAUACACCAGUGCUUUCUUUAUAAAGGGGUCGUAUACCGGCAGAGCCACCCUCAGUCUGAGAAGACGCGCCAACAAUACAUUAUACGCCUCACAGGAUGUCAAUAUUCAAAGUAAUGCGGACAAGUUUACAUAUUAUGAAACGAGGUUCAAACCAGAACAGGCGCCGGAUGGAGAUAACCUUUGGGCAUUGACAUUCAAUGGAUGCAAACUUGCUGGGCGAGAGAUCUAUGUCUCGCUGAUCCAGCUGUAUCCCAGGACUUUUCCGCCUAGGAAAAAUGGUCUUAAACCUUCACUCGCAGACCCCAUUGCGAAUAUGAAUGGUUCGUUCCUUCGAUUUCCCGGGGGCAACAAUCUCGAAGGAAUACAUCCCUAUUCCAGGUGGAAAUGGAACGAAACUAUUGGGCCGCUGGAGAGUCGGCCUGGCCGUGAAGGUACAUGGUCGUAUGCGAAUACCGAUGCCCUUGGCUUGCUUGAAUAUCUCUGCUGGUGUGAGGAUAUGAACCUCAUUCCUCUCCUAACGGUUUGGGAUGGUCUGAGCUUGGGACAAGGUCCAGGAGAUAUCAUCACCGGUGAUGCUCUAAAGCCCUACGUUGAAGAUGUGCUCAAUGAAAUAGAGUUUAUUCGCGGGGAAGCAUCAACGACAUACGGAGCUCUCCGGGCAAAGCUUGGUCAUCCAAAAUCUUUCAAACUAUUACAUGUCGAAAUUGGAAAUGAAGAUCAUCUCUGGGGAGGUGGGCCAUCAUACCCAGAGCGGCUCAUGAUGUUCUACAACGCAAUUCAUGAGAAAUAUCCUGAUAUAAAUCUCAUUGCAAGCACGGGAGAGUACCUCCCGGCGAGGUUGCCAGACGGACUCUGGAUCACUUUUCACACGUACUCUUCACCAAGCGAAUUAGUCUCCUGGUUUAACAAAUUCGACAACGUUGACAGGGCACAUCCCUGGUCUGUUAGCGAAUUUGCGUGCAGCAAAAAUGACGAGGGAGCGCAAAUACCAGAGCCUAAUGUGCAGUGCUCGGUUGCGGAGGCGGUUUUUAUGAUUGGGAUAGAGCGCAACAGCGAUGUUGUGAAGAUGGAGGCAUAUGCUCCGUUGCUGAGAAAUCGAGGGGGCACCCAAUGGACGCCCGAUCUCAUAGAGUUUAACCAUAACCCAAACGGGGUGGUUCUAUCGACCAGUUACUAUGUGCACCAACUGUUCUCACUCUACCGAGGUCACACUAUCCUUGAAGUACUGUCCAACCGCCCCUUUGGGCCAGUUUACUGGGUUGCCUCAAAAUCUGACAGCAGCUACAUCGUCAAAUUUGCCAAUUACAGCCCUGAUAGACAUGAGAUCAAGGUUACAUUUGAUGAUAAAAGGAUCGACUGCACAUGUUCCCUCCACCUCAUCAGUGGCCCACCGGAGGCCAGCAACGUAUACGGUUCAACCAAGGUAACCCCUAACAAAUCGGUCAUUUCACCAAACGGUGAGAAUGGCACGUUUAGGUUAGAUGCGCCCUCAUGGGGGGUAGGCGUGUUGGUUGUGAGCUUCAGGUAG